Messenger RNA from Penicillium digitatum Pd1, 2124 nucleotides. RefSeq lists its product as uncharacterized. The record is from RefSeq and is a predicted model, not a curated record. NCBI's taxonomy places the organism in Eukaryota, Fungi, Ascomycota, Eurotiomycetes, Eurotiales, Aspergillaceae.
AUGGUUGGGUUGAAGAAACUAUUGUCGGCGGAGAAGGCUCUUUCUCGUCCGGCAAUCAGCCUGGGACCCGAGGACUGUGGCGCAGAUCAACCCUACUUUCACAUGGCGGUUGACUCGCCGACACAAAGUCACUUCGAGGGUGGUUUCCCGUCCGGAGACUCGCAGUCACUAAAUGUGGCCCAUCAUUUUGAUCAGAUUGAGAAGCAAUUCGAAGAUCUACAUGAUCAACUGGGACGGUCGACAUCUUCCAAGUCCCAAGUGUGGCCUGGUAGCUCCCAUUUCGCGCCCAAACCUAAAAAUGGCCGGCAUAUCGACUUGAUGGAUGCUCUGUUCUCUACGGAGCAUUAUCAAACGACCGCCUCGGAACCACUUUCGCCACCUGUCAGCCCAUACAACGAAGAUGUUGCGGAACGAAACAUGACCCGGUUUAUACGGAUCCAAUACCGGAAUGGACUUGCCAAGUCGGGUAUACUUUCGGCCCUAUACCAAGAGGAUGUGGCCGACAGAAACAUUGUGAAAUAUAGCAGCCCUGGUCGCUCUUUGUCUCACUUGGGCUCUCGGUCUUCGCCAGCUGCGCCCGGUGGAGUGCGGAUUCCAGAAAGCCAACGUCGCAAUGCCAGGAAGCGAUUUCCUGGUAAGCCAAGCUGGGCGUCAGCAGAAAAUCUACGAACAAAGCUCUCCCCAGAGAAUGGUUCGGGCAAUUUAUCUCCACGAUCGCAGUCCCACCUUGGCAAUUGCCUGAGACCACAGAGAUCAGCGCCGAGCCUCACUGCAGACGAAGACUUUGUCCCAGAAGAAGAUGCACCCCCAGCUUCUGUUCAGUGCUUAGGUGUUCCUCCUGCCUAUAAACAAGGAAGAAGGUGGAGCAACACACCUCUGCCUGAUAGCCCUACAAUUCCUAUCCCCAUGGGUAAUCGUAACAGCACCACCGAGACUCCUGCGGUGCGACCACCUGAUACAAUAGUUCGCAGCACACAAAGAUCGCUCUUUCCGGUACAGUCACGAGAGCCAAGCUCCAAAAAGAAUGCGCGAGGUCUCUCAAUCAAUACACAGUUAGCUACUCAAGGACGCCCCAAAAAUGCGCACCGUGCCAUUCGGCCGCCAACACCCUCCACCAGCGAAUUGAAGCGGGCUCCCAGCAUCGCAGAAGUGAUGGACAGUCCCCUGCCAGUUUCCACCCCAAUCAGUCUCACAGAAUCAUGUUCGCGCUUUAAAGCCUCAGACGUGAUGGACUUUUUAACUAAGGCUUGUAAAUCCAUUCAGAGCUUCCACCCAACACACGAGACACUGCAGGACGCCAUAGUCCGCGAUGUCAAUUCCCACGAGGCAUUCCGCCGAGUCCCCGUGCCCUCCCCAGGGCCUCCAUUCACGCCCGUGUCGGACCAAGACGAGUUCAGCAACGAAUUCCGACCAGCAAACUCACUCCACCGAAGCCGCUCAGCGAAGAGCCGGCUCAUGAAUAAGAGCUCAUCCAAGCACAAAAGUAACCCCGAAACCCGCCGUAGCAUCUCAACAAGCGUGAGCUACGACCGCCUCCUACGAAAAGUCUCGGGCGCCUCCGCUCGCCGCCGACACACGGACGCCCCAGCCCCAACCCCAGGCUUCCUGGCCGAAAUCCAAGCCCAAAAAGAGCCCGUCAUCACUCGUGCCGGAUCUAAAGAGCCAAUCACCUACUUGGACGUGCUGCACGCCAGCAGUGGACAGCAACCUAUCUCAACCGGCAGCUGCGCAAGCCACUCUGCAUCUCACAAACGAGGACACUCGGAAUCCGUCGGCAACCUCGCCGCUAUGGCCUGCUCGCGCCCUGUUGUGUCUUUUGUCCCCGGGACCGUCCACCGCAUGCAAGCUCACUCGGCUCCUUCGAGCAAUUCCUCGCAUGAAGACAGUGACGAUGAAAUCAUUGAACUUCCUAACCCGAGUCCCACGCCGCGUGUGCAGAUCGAAGGUGUCGACGAGAAAAACAUCCGCUAUAUCAUCGAUGCUGCUUCGCCGGAUGAGGCGCAGAAACUUUUGCAUUGGCCCCAGCAGUUUCGCCGUGGCCGUGCCUCCAGUCCUUACGGGAGUAGUCUUUCUCCGUUGUCUCGUGCUCGUAUGCAGCUUCGAGGUUUGCGCUCAGUUGACUGA